Molecule: messenger RNA, 2229 nt
Organism: Pollicipes pollicipes
Lineage: Eukaryota; Metazoa; Arthropoda; Thecostraca; Pollicipedomorpha; Pollicipedidae
Product: pseudouridine-metabolizing bifunctional protein C1861.05
Exons: 15
Coding region: 97-2229 (710 amino acids)
Cellular component (GO): cytoplasm
Molecular function (GO): pseudouridylate synthase activity; hydrolase activity, acting on glycosyl bonds; kinase activity
Source: RefSeq, a predicted model, not a curated record
UACCGGGCUGCGUUGUUUAGUACAUGUGCGUACUAAACUCCACUGGUUCUAGUACGAAUCUGUACUAAGUACUGUUCCCCUCUUGCUAGCUUGUAGAUGGCGAUGCAGAACGCUUAUGCUCUUCAGUGGACAUUGGGCAGCAGCUGCCGAGCUUGGCGGCAGUGGCGCCACCUAUCGAUGCAGGUGGCGCCACCUGUCAGUGAAGCGCUCAGGGCCCGCAAUGCAGUGGUAGCCCUCGAAUCUACCAUCAUCACGCACGGUAUGCCGUACCCGCAAAAUCUGGAGACCGCUCAGAAGGUGGAGGAGAUCGUGAGGCAACAGGGUGCCGUACCGGCCACGGUCGGUGUCGUGGACGGCCGGCUGCACGUGGGUCUGAGCCGCGCCCAGAUGGAGCGGCUGGCGCGCCGUGACCGGCCGUCCGUCAAGACAUCGCGUCGCGACCUCGCCUGCGUCAUGGCCAAGGGCUGGGACGGCGGCACCACGGUGUCCGGCACGCUGGUGGCCGCGGCCCGGGCCGGUAUAGCCGUGUUCGUGACGGGCGGCGUGGGCGGCGUGCACCGCGGCGGUCAGCUGACCAUGGACGUCUCGGCGGACGUGACCGACCUGGGCCGCUCCCCCGUCUGCUGCGUCUGCGCCGGGGUCAAGAGUAUCCUGGACGUGGGCAGGACGCUGGAGGCGCUGGAGACGCAGGGGGUGGCUGUCGUUACGCUCGGCCCCAGUGACCGGUUCCCGGCGUUCUUCACGGCCGACUCCGGCCACCGGUCGCCGCAUCACGUGGCCAGCUGUGCCGAGGCCGCCGCCGUACUGCACCAGCACCGGCAGCUGCAGCUGGAGAGCGGCCUGCUGCUGGCCGUGCCCAUACCAGACCGGCACCGGGCCGAGGGGGAACAGAUCGAGGAGGCCAUACAGCGAGCCGUGCAGGAGGCCAACGAGCAGGGCGUCUCGGGCCGUGACGUCACGCCGUUCAUCCUGUCACGUGUCAACCAGCUGACGGCCGGGGCCAGUCUGCGAGCCAAUAUCGGGCUGGUGGAGAACAACGCGCUGCAUGGCGCCCGGGUGGCCGUGGAGCUGGCGGAGCUGGUCCGGGGCAGCGGCGGCCGGGGGGCCGUCCCGGAGCCGGCGACAGCAGCCGGCGCGUCACCGCUGUGGUCCGGCGGCCUCCCCGCAGAGGCAGCCGACGGGUCCCAGCUGCCGGCGGCCGGCGGCCCGCCACCCACUGUGAUCGGUGGAAGUGUUAUUGAUUUUGUCGUCAAGGUAUCGGAAGACAAGAUUAAGCUGGACGGCUCUACGCACCGCGGUCGGAUAAUGCAGCGCUACGGCGGCGUGGCGCGGAAUGUGGCUGACGCGCUGUCGCGGCUGGGCCACCGGCCCCACUUCUUGUCGGCUGUGGGGCGGGACGAGCUGGGCGAGUCACUGCUCACCAACAACCCGCACAUGGACUGGCGCUGCGUUUCGCGGCCGGACGGCCGGUCCACUGCGAGCUACGUGCUGAUGGUGGACGCGGCGGGCACCGUCCAGUUCGGCGUCGGCGACAUGGACAUGCACAGCCUCAUCACGCCCCAGCUGGUGGAGCGGCACCAGUCGGCCCUGGUCGCCAGCCCUCUGGUGGUGCUGGACGCCAACACGCCGGCGGCCAGCCAGGCGGCGGCGGCGAGGCUGUGCUCGUCGGCCGGCGUGCCGCUCUGGCUCGAGCCGACCGAUGUGCACAAGGCGGGCGAGGCGGCGGCCGUGCUGACGGCCGGGCCGCGGCCGCCGCUGCUCUACACCUCGCCCAACGCCGUCGAGCUGCGCGCCAUCCUCGCCGCUCUCACCGACGGUGAGCGGAGGGACCCGGAGCGGUCGCCGCCGCCACUCCUGUGGAGGGAUGGGGCUCUGGCAGCCUGUCAGGCGUGCCGGAACGCCAGUCUGCGGCUGCUCGAGCACUUCUACUGCGUCAUCGUCACCAUGGGGACCAACGGCGUCAUGCGGGGCACGCCGGCUGUCUCGUGCGUCCACUACCCGGUCACGCCAGUACCACACGUGGUCAACGAGAGCGGCGCCGGGGACUGCUUCAACGGCGGCUUCAUCUCGGGCAUGUUGGCCGGCCUGGACCAGGACCUGUGUGUGUGGCGGGGCGUGCAGACUGCCGCCCAGGCGGUGGUCGCUGCCGGCGCCGUGCCGGGCUCCCUGCACGUGCCGGACCGGAUCAGCGGCGCCACUAUCCAGUCAACGGAGAUGACCGGAGGAUGA